AUGGAGCUCCAACCAUGGCUGACCUUCCUUGGGAUUGUGCUCGCCACCGUGCUCUUCAUCAAAACGGUGGCUUGUCGACCCAGUGGACGUGGAUACAACCUCCCUCCGGGACCUAAGCCAUGGCCAAUCAUCGGAAACCUCAACCUCAUUGGCGCGCUCCCACACCGCUCCAUUCACGCGCUCUCGGAACGGUACGGCCCACUCAUGUACCUCCGCUUCGGAUCCGUCCCGGUCGUCGUCGGAUCUUCCGUCGAGAUGGCCAAGUUCUUUCUCAAGACCCAUGACGUGGUGUUCACUGGCCGGCCCAAAACCGCCGCCGGGAAGUACACCACGUACAACUAUAGGGACAUCACCUGGUCCCAGUACGGUCCGUACUGGCGCCAGGCGCGUAAGAUCUGCCUCACGGAGCUCUUCAGCGUGAAGCGCCUCGAGUCAUACGAGUACAUCCGCAGAGAGGAGCUGCGAGCACUCCUGCGCGAUCUGCACGGAGCGUCCGGCCGCGUCGUGACACUCAAGGACUACUUGUCCACGUUGAGCUUGAACGUGAUCUCGCGCAUGAUGCUGGGCAAGAAUUACUUGGACAAGGAAGCGGCAGGCUCCGCGAUCACGACGCCUGAUGAAUUCAGGUGGAUGCUCGACGAGCUGUUCUUGCUCAACGGCGUGCUCAAUAUCGGUGACUCCAUCCCGUGGCUCGACUGGAUGGACGUGCAGGGUUACGUUAAGAGGAUGAAGAAGCUGAGCAAGAUGUACGAUCGGUUCCUCGAACACGUGGUCGACGAGCACAACGAACGGCGCAGCCGCGAGGGGGAGAGCUUCGUGGCAAAAGACAUGGUCGAUGUGCUGCUUCAGGUAGCCAGCGACCCCAAUCUUGAGGUCAAACUCAGCCGGGGUGGCGUUAAGGCCUUCAUACAGGAUCUACUCGCUGGCGGCACGGAAAGCUCGACGGUGACUGUGGAAUGGGCCAUUUCCGAACUCCUAAAGAAGCCCGAGAUUUUUGGCAAGGCAACUGAGGAGCUGGACCGCGUCGUCGGCCGGUGCCGCUGGGUCACAGAGGACGACAUUCCGAGCCUCCCGUACGUGGAUGCUAUCAUGAAAGAGGCCAUGCGGAUGCAUCCGGUGGUGCCGUUGCUGGUGCCCCGCCUGUCUCGCGAGGACACGACCGUCGGCGGCUACGACAUCCCGGCUGGCACACGCGUCCACAUAAGCGUGUGGUCCAUUGGCCGUGACCCGGCCCUGUGGGACGCGCCUGAGCAUUUCAUGCCGGAGCGGUUCCUUGACAGCAAGCUGGACGUGAAUGGGCAGGACUACGAGCUCCUGCCGUUUGGCUCCGGCCGGCGGAUGUGCCCCGGGUACAGCCUCGGCCUCAAGGUGAUCCAGAUGAGCCUCGCAAAUCUGCUGCACGGCUUCACGUGGAGGCUGCCCGACGGCGUUGCCGCGGAGCAGCUGAGCAUGGAAGAGAUAUUUGGGCUGUCCACUCCACGCAAGUUCCCGUUAGAGACUAUCAUGGAGCCCAAGCUCCCAGGUCACCUCUACGACGGGGCUACUGCGUUUGUGGAGUAA
Messenger RNA from Triticum turgidum subsp. durum (durum wheat), 1560 nucleotides. Lineage: Eukaryota; Viridiplantae; Streptophyta; Magnoliopsida; Poales; Poaceae. The record is from the annotation of a GenBank genome assembly.